This is a messenger RNA of Scheffersomyces amazonensis, 4671 nucleotides long. RefSeq names its product ubiquitin-protein ligase. Gene Ontology annotation, biological process: rescue of stalled cytosolic ribosome; ribosome-associated ubiquitin-dependent protein catabolic process. Gene Ontology annotation, cellular component: RQC complex; cytosol. The record is from RefSeq and is a predicted model, not a curated record. Bases 1 to 4671 code for a protein of 1556 amino acids. NCBI's taxonomy places the organism in Eukaryota, Fungi, Ascomycota, Pichiomycetes, Serinales, Debaryomycetaceae. The transcript has a single exon. Gene Ontology annotation, molecular function: ubiquitin protein ligase activity; zinc ion binding; ribosomal large subunit binding.
AUGGGGUCUCACUAUGAAUAUGAAGAGUCUCUCGGUGACUUGGGCUACAAUGGGUUCCCUGUAUACUUGAACUAUUUCACUGCGUUACCGGAUGUGUCAGUGUUGAGUAAUUCAGCAUUAGUGAUUGUGUUUAAAUCACUACUUAAGAAGGAUACUAUCACGAAGGAGAAGUCACUUACUGAGCUUCUACUGCUCUUUAACAAUAGUAGUAGUGAGUUGACUGCGGUGUUCCAAGAGGAAUUGACCAUCAUGUCAUGGCUUCAACUCUACCCUAAAUUGGCUACUGAGAAUAGUAAGACUAUUCGAGCUCUUAGUCAUCAAGUUCAAGGUAAAUUCCUUGAUACAGUGGGAGGUAAAGCAUUUAGUAAGUAUCUUAAGAGUUCUAUAGCCGUAUGGCUUCAUGGGAUCUUUGAUAAUGAGAAGGCUGUCUCCAAUGCUGCCUAUAAUUCCCUCUUGGCAAGUUUCCAGAAUGAUUCAGAUCGAGUAUCCAUUAAAGUAUGGUCUAUAUUUAUUGAUCAAAUAGUUAAUUUUCUUGUGGCUGUAGUGACUUUAGAAACAUCAGAAAGUCUUAGUGAUAGUCGAUACACCAACGAAGAAGAUUCUGCUUCGAAAUAUGAACGAUUAUUGAAUGGAUCUUUACAAAUGAUUACCAGAAUUAUUCAUUUACUGAGAGAUGGAAAUCUUAUAUUAAAUACUGAGAAUAUUACUAAAUUACUGAAUGUAUUGGAACUGGAAGAACUCUGGAAUCUUUUGGGUUCAUCCAGUUCCUUUGAUAGAUUAAAUUUAAAUCUUUUUGCAUCUUUACUUAUACUAGUUAAGUCACUUUUCAGUACUUCCGAUUUAACUAUAGUUAAUGAUUCAAAUAAGGUAUAUACAUUAGUAUGUAAACGAUUCAUUAAGAAAGUUAGCUUUAAAGUCGAUAAGGUUAAUCCCAUAGUAUAUUCCUCAGUAAUCUUACGAUUCUGGGAUUGUCUCCUUACUUUAACCAAGUAUAGUUCUGAUCAGAAUAUUUGGCAACUUGGAGGAACUAAGAGUAAUUCUCGAUUUCUUAACUAUUUGACUUUGGGUCCAUGUAAUCUGUCAGAGACUUACUAUACUUUAUUAACUGAUUUGUUUAAACUAUCUCCCAGUGUUAUAGACUAUAAGUCUGUGACAGAUUAUGAGUCGCUAAACUCCAUCCUCUGUAGUCAACUUGAAAAGUCCGUCAACCCAAAGUUGUCUCACGCAUGUAUGGGCUUCCUCCUAUUCCUAUAUAAACAAUUUGAUCAUGAUCAACUUGAUUUGGGGCCUAUAUUCCAGUCGGCUAUAUACUAUAGUAUAGACUCCAUCGCUAGAGUACGGGCAGGGAAAGACGAUCUGAUUGGUCAAGUUUCAUCCUUUUUAACCCUGACUGCUAGUGUAUCAUCGGUACUUGAUCAGUUUAGUGAUUCCAUAGUAGAAUUGGCAUUUGGUUCAGAUCUGAAGGUGGUAGUGGGGUCUGUGCAUUUCAAGAGCUCUUAUGAUAAGCUUGUGGAUACGUAUUUCCGGAUUAUCAAACAGGCGGGAUUUACCGAGACCGUAACUUCAAGAAUAAUAACUCGUUUGAUUACUGAGAAGAUGGCUACUGGUAAACUUUUUCAAGUUUUAAUUGGGUAUUUGGCCGUAUAUGGUAAUGGUGCCACUCAAGAUAUUUCCGAAUUCAGUAAUAAAUUGGCGGAUUUCAUUACUCCUCAAUUCAUCGAUGAACCACUUCAACUCUUGUAUGCAUAUUUGAAGGUUCCAUCAUUCAAAAUCGACGAUAAGGUCAUUAAUAACGUGUUUGCUAAGUUAUCGGAAAUUAAGCCUGACUACUUAUCAUCAUAUCUUGAAACCAUUAAAAGGAUCGUGCCAGGAUUUCCUCAUCAAUGGGAACUGUAUCCUGCCAUCUAUGAGUAUGUACUGCACUUAUCCAAACAAGAUACGUUGGACUCUCAACAGUUAUCACUCUGUUUCUCAUAUCUUACCGAACCCUUUGUAUUUGCUAACUUGAUAGAGAGUGUGAGUUUGGAUAAAGAUCAUUCACUUCGAUUCAUUGCUCAAGUAUGUAAAACUCCUCCAACUUCCUUAUACACUCAUGUGGAUAGUCUUGGACCUAUAAUUAAGGUGGCUCUUAAGGAAGCAUCGUCCAAUCAAGACUGUCUUAAGUUUAUCAAUCUCAUUCGGGAUAAUAUCCCUGAUUUCCAUCGGAUUGUAUGGCAAUAUAUCACUGAUAGUUCACUUGUUACUGACUUUUCUGGUCUAGUUACUGUUCUUAAAUCGGAUGAUAUACCAUUAGAAGAGAUUAAACAGUUAAUUUCUGAGUCUUUACAAUCGGUUUCCACGUCUUUCUUAGCUCUCUCCAAUCCAUUAAUGGAGAACAUCUACCUUGUGGAAUCAGGAGAUACUACCAGACUUAAUGAGUCGAUGUUGGUGGUGGGUAAGUUCAUUGUUGGAUCUUUGGAAGGGCAUGUGACUCCUGGUUUAUUGGUGGCAGGAGGUCUUAUCAGUGAGUAUAUUAAUGAUUACUUACUCCUUCAUGACUCUGACGAUAUUGAUAAUGUCAGUAGUCAAUUAGUAGAAAUUAGACGAUCCUUAAUUGAUGCAGUUAGUCAACGUGUCUCACAUGAUAAUGCUAUUCUUUACUUAACUAAUCAAUUGGAUCCUACAGAAGUUAAUAGUUUGAGUAUUCUAUCACACAAUCUUCAAACUAAUGAUCUGUAUGGGUUCUACUCGGCUCGAGUGCUCAAGGCCUGUUUGGAUAACGUGUUUGAAGAGAUGAGUGUUAAGCAAUUUGAAGAAUUAGCCAUAAAUUUCAAUGCUCUAUUAUCUAUACCACUCAAAUUAGCUGCCAUUCUUAGUAGUUGUACUAAGUUCAUUAAUCAUAGUAAAUUAGAUCGAAUUCGAAACUAUGUGGCAGCUGAAAUCCUUGGAGUUAAGGGAGAACUGAAGAUUCUUACUGAUGGACUUAAAUGGAUAACUCUUUGUCUUAACUUCUUUCAUGGAGAUGAUACCGAUACCGUUGGAGUUGAAGUUAUACCUCCACAACGGUUAAAUCUUGUGCUUAAUCAAUUGACCAAAUGGCUUGAAUCCAGUCUUGCUUAUGAGACUAGUUUCAUUAGUGUUCGAGUUCAAAUUUGUCGAUUAUUAAUAGGAUUAAUUGAUAAUCUGAUGGGGAAUUCUUUACCUGAUAAACUAUGGGAAUUAGUGAGUUCAGUAUUGGAUGAAAACCUUGGAAUUUCCAUUACUGAACCUAGUCGUAUUGAUUUAAGAUUCUAUACUUUAAAGCUAUAUCAUACUUGUGUCAAGAGAUCUCAAUUAGAUCACCUUGAAGAUGACUUUAAAGGUGAAGUGUUUGAAUUAUUUACCAAUAAGGAUAUUCAAACUUAUGAUACACAAGCCAAUAAUCGAGCUGUACGAAUGUACUUUGAAGUGAUAUCUCGAGUAUUAUUGAGUCUUCAGCUUAAUAUUAAAGUAUUACAAGAGAAAGAUCAUGAACUAUUUGAAGUAUUCUAUCAUACUAAAUUUGUAGAAAUUCAACGAGUUGCCGUAGGAUUCUUAUUGCAAACCAUUAGAGCUACUCAACAGGAUCUUGUAUUGGAAUAUCAAUUACAGAAAUCUCACCUUAAUAAUGAUGAAGAUAAUGAAUCAGGUAUUUCACUUAGUCUUACCCUUCCCCCUCAUUUAAUUGAACAAAUUCAAAUCCCAUCAAUUCCAAUUCCAAUGACUUCAGUUGAUACUUGUCGUUAUAUAUGGAGUUGGUACCUUUUGUUAGUAUACUUUCAAGAUGUUACUUAUUCCAUAAGAAAUGAAUAUAUUAAACAACUUAAUAGUAUAGAAGCAUUCAAUAGUAUAUUUGAUUUCAUAUUUGAUAAUGUCGAUGUAUCCAAUCAAAGUCUGAGUGGGAAAUUCUUACGAUCUUUAACUAAUUCUGGUGAUAUUACUAAAUCUAUUGAUGUUAAGGAUAUAAUUAUUGAGACUUAUAAUAUUGAACAAGGAUUUGGGGAAAGUAUAAAUGAAGAAAUCUCCUUUGUAUUGAUUCAUUUAUACUAUUUAUUAUUAAAAUAUGGAGGAUCUCAAGCUCAAAGUUGGUUUAAUGGUAUUAGAGAUCGACAAUUGAAAUCUCAAAUUGAAAAGUUUACUACAAGAUUUAUAUCACCAAUCUUACUUUGUAAAUUAUUAGAAGAAGCUAGUGCAUCAAAGACUAAAUUAGAACUGAAUGAUAAUAAUCUUACAUUAAAGAUUAAUUCUAUAACCAAUGAAAUCCGUUCGGUAUAUAUUAUUGAUGAGCAAACUAUGGAAAUGGUAAUUAGAAUCCCUGCAUCUUAUCCCUUAGAUAAUGUUGUAGUUGAAGGUCCAACUCGAUUAGGAGUUAAAGAAAAUCAAUGGAAAGCAUGGUUACUUGCAUCUCAACGAGUUAUUUCUUUAACUAAUGGUUCAGUUAUUGAUGCAGUUGAAUUAUUUAAUAGAAAUGUUAAUUUACACUUCUCAGGAUUUGAAGAUUGUGCAAUUUGUUAUUCAAUCUUACAUCAAGAUUUAUCCUUACCUUCUAAAACAUGUCCUACAUGUUCGAAUAAGUUCCAUGCCGCAUGUUUAUAUAAAUGGUUUAAGAGUUCUAAUAGUAGUACAUGUCCACUCUGUCGGUCGGCCUUUAAUUUCCGGACUUCUAGAAAUUAG